Molecule: messenger RNA, 2226 nt
Organism: Mytilus californianus (California mussel)
Lineage: Eukaryota; Metazoa; Mollusca; Bivalvia; Mytilida; Mytilidae
Product: TBC1 domain family member 10A-like
Exons: 9
Coding region: 261-1361 (366 amino acids)
Source: RefSeq, a predicted model, not a curated record
AACACCACUUCCUGAAGAUCAUCAAGCAAAUAAAUUCUGGGUUAUAACAGUUGACACCCUUCGUUGAUCAGUUUAAAAUUCCUUAAGUGCUAUUGUUCGCAGAUAGAAUAAAAAACGAACUGUCAUUCUUCGAGAAGACAGUUUUCCAACCUUUUAACCAGCCCAAGACACCUCUAACAUCAACAUUAUUUAGUAAUGCAAAGCAAAGCAUGACUAAACACCUAAAAUAAUGUAUACGUGAUAGACAUUUCAUUCUAAAAAUGGCAAAUGCAAUUCCAGAUGAUAGUCCAAGAGACAUGAAGGAGAUUGAGAAAGGAAGGGAAAUGCAAAAUGGCAGUGCUAUGGCUCAUGUUGAUAGAUAUGGUUUCAUGGGUGGUGACCAAUACACUGACCCAGAUGAAGAACACAGGAUUUCAUUUGAGAAAUUAAGAAAAAGAGAGAUGAAAUGGCUUGAAAUGUUUGAAAAUUGGGAAAAAUGUAUGAGUAAAAGAUUUAAAAAGAUUAGAGAAAGAUGUCGUAAAGGUAUUCCUCCCUCCCUGAGGUCAAGGGCAUGGCAGUAUUUAUGUGGUAGUAAGUUCCUAAUGGAACAGAAUGCAGGAAGAUAUCAGGAGUAUUUGAAAAGACCUAUUAAACCUCAGUGGGAAGAUGAUAUCAAAAAAGAUUUACACAGACAAUUCCCAGCUCAUGAAAUGUUUACUGCUCGAGGAGGACAUGGCCAAGAAGAUUUAUUCUACAUCUUGAAAGCUUACACAAUACACAAUCCACAUGAUGGGUACUGCCAAGCUCAGGGGCCAAUAGCAGCCAUCUUACUGAUGCAUAUGCCAGCUGAGCAAGCUUUCUGGUGCCUAGUAUCUAUUUGUGAGAAGUAUCUUCCUGGUUAUUAUAGCCCUGGUUUGGAAGCUGUACAAGUAGAUGGAGAUGUUCUGUUUGGUUUACUGAAGAAGACUUCCCUUCCAAUACACAAACAUCUAAAAAAGCAGAAAAUGGAGCCAAUAUUGUAUAUGACUGAGUGGUUUAUGUGUGUAUUUACUAGAACGUUGCCAUGGGGAUGUGUGUUACGUGUGUGGGAUAUGUUUCUGUGUGAAGGUGUCAAGGUUGUAUUCAGAGUAGCUUUAGUACUAUUCAGAAUUGCACUUGGAGAACCCGGGUGUUUAUCACAAUGCCCUACAAUGUAUGAAACCUUAGAGAAAUUAAGACGACUACCUAUACAGACAUUAGAGGAAGAAUUUUUAGUUCAAGAGUCAUUACGACUUAAUAUAACAGAGAGAGAUAUGGAAAAGGAACACCAAAAACAAAUACAGCGUAGAAAGACAAAAGAAAUGAAUGGGGAUAAACCAGGCAGACGUAAACAUAGAUCAUAAGUCUCAAUUGAUCAACAAGAAAUCAUAUGAUGAACACACAUUUCAACAAAAUAUAAGGCAUUUGAUUGACAAAGCAUGUGAACCAUAGUCAAAGGUCAUGUGAUCACAAUUUCAUGGCAAUUAAGGUCACAAGCCAUGUGACAUAAAUCAAGUGGUACAUCUGAAAGACAUGUGAUCACAGUUUAUGACAUAUUGGUAUAUAGGGUAAUGAUAUUAUUGAAUGAAAUUGUUUUGUAAUUUAGGCUUUGUACUUAAAUGAAUAUUUAUUUAUGCAUUUGAAAAUAUUUAGUGAAAACUGAAAUAGAUUUUGGCAUCAGUCAUAGUGGAACUUACAGUCCUUUUGUGGACAUAGCUUGUAGAGCUUCUAUAUUAUGGUAUUUAUGCAUGUAAAGAACCUGUCCUGAGUGAGAAAUUGUGUUGUUUCCCUUAAAAAUAGAAUGUAUUAUGUACACAACCUCUCCUCAGUGUAAAAAAGAACUAUUCGGGCAUGCUUAAAGUUAAAAAAGAACAUAUAAAUGCAAAGAAAAACUCAAUAACUGUUCUGCUGGUAAUCAAAACAUCCACAACAGAUGCACUACACAUAACAUUGCAGUGCAAUUGUCUGUUUAAUGAAGGAAUUAGCUCAUAAACUGAUCAAGGUAAGUUUGUAAUGUUAUUUUGUUAUCUCUAAAUCAUAACAUAAAGAUAAGUAGACAUGGUAUGAUUGCCAGUGACACAACCUUCUAGACUGUAACUACUCAUCAGUCACAUCAAUUGUUUAUUGUCUCACCUGCAGUGAAAGUCCCAGACUGGGAUAGUCACUGUAGAUCUCAUUUGUUAUUACUAUAAAGCAAUGUAUGAUAAUUAUGUACAUAUGAUAAAAUAA